Paramecium tetraurelia is the source of this 1398-nucleotide messenger RNA. RefSeq lists its product as uncharacterized. Gene Ontology annotation, molecular function: protein serine/threonine kinase activity; ATP binding. Lineage: Eukaryota; Ciliophora; Oligohymenophorea; Peniculida; Parameciidae. The transcript has 5 exons. The record is from RefSeq and is a predicted model, not a curated record. Gene Ontology annotation, cellular component: nucleus; cytoplasm. Gene Ontology annotation, biological process: peptidyl-serine phosphorylation; signal transduction; endocytosis.
AUGGAUUAGAAUAAUAGUUUAUAACCUGGUUUGAUAUUAGAUCAAAGGUUCAAAUUGUUGAAGAAAAUCGGGAGUGGAAGUUUCGGAAUAGUGUAUUUGACUUUCGAUUUGGACGAGAAAGAAUAUUGUGCGACUAAAUUCGAGAAUCGUAAUCUGCAAAUGAGAAUGAUGAAUAGAGAAAUAUUAAUAUUGAAGCAAAUGAAAGGAAUUAAUGGAUUUCCGGAUUUGAUACAUAAUGGAAAAGAUCGAUAAUACUCCUAUUAUAUGAGCACAUUAUUGGGAGAAAAUCUUGAGAUCCUGUUAUAAAGAUGUGGAGGUAAGUUUUCCCUCCAAACCACAUUGUAAUUGGCAAUUCAACUGAUUGAUCGUUUGGAAGUCUUUCAUAGCAUGAAUUUUAUACAUCGAGACAUCAAACCUGAAAAUUUUCUGAUUUCCAAAGAAGAUACAUCCUUAGUGUAUCUGAUUGACUUUGGCUUAUCAAAAUAUUAUCGAAUGGCCGAUGGAAAACACAUUGAAUUUUCUCAGAAAACAGGAGUUAUAGGAACUGCUCGUUAUGCCAGUAUUAAUACAUUGCAAUGGAUGGAACAAUCAAGAAGAGAUGAUUUAGAGAGUUUGGGUUAUAUGUUGAUUUAUUUCGUAAAGGGAGAAUUGCCGUGGUCUAAUGUCAAAGCAUUUUGUAAAGACGACAAGUAUGAUCAAAUACUGUAAGUGAAAAUGGGGAUCCCUCUCAGUUAACUUUGUUUCAAUUUACCGAAAUGUUUCAUAAAUUACUUCUAGCAUGUGAAAUCGUUGCUAUUUCAACAAUAACCAAACUAUUCUCAUUUAAGAAAUCUGUUUGAAAAACAACUCUAAGACUAUGAUCAUCAACUCUAUGAUUGGGAACUAAAGCUAAUGGAAAAGCAUACCUAAGAUGUCCUCAUCGAUCCUGAUACCAUACCCGAUAUUAGAUUAUAAUCUGAAAUUGAUUUAGUUCCUCCAGUUGAUGAAGAAGGAGAAGCAUUUCACUUAAAAUAAGAGAAUUAACACAAUGUUAAGUUCAUGAAAUAAUUACAUGAAAAAUACUUUGAUCAGAAUACCUAUAAACAAUAGGAUGAAUUCUUUUUGCAAAAACACACUUCCAUAGAACCUAAGAGUUAAGCGACAAGCAAAUAAAAUAAUUAUUAAAUUAGCAAUCACACUUUAAUUCAAGUUGAAUCAUAACCAUACAUUCAUAACAAUCCUAUGUAGUUCACUAAAAGAAAAGAUUCGAAAUCUUAUACUUCUUUUAAACAAAGUCAAGAACAUAAAGAAAAUAGAAAAUUUCGAUUAUCUAAUGACGAUUACGAUUUGGAUAUGGCUAAUGAUGAUGGGCCUAACCUAGACUUAAAGAAUCUCGAAGUCAAUUACUUUUUAAAAUGA